AUGACUUCUAUCAUUCAGCUCUACUAGAACCCAGUAAAAACACCCUAACCCCAGGGCUGUGGAGACAGGUUUAUCUCUUAGAGAACAUGCUCCAAGGAGAUGUUCAACAACUACGACACAAAGAGCGAGAUAUUCUCUCAGAGCUCCCAGAUCAAUCUGCUUGACAAACUUGGAAGCCAUACUUCUCAGCAGAUCGAGGAAAACAACGAAAACUAGUUGAGUCAAGCGAACAGUAUGCAGGCAGAUGAAAAUCAAAGAAUGUACACUACGCUGCUGCAAAACUAGGUUCUAGGAAUACAGAAUCCUCAUCUAAUUUAAGGUGGUUAUCUUAAUGAUGAGUUCAUGGAUAGUGUUGGAAGCAUUGAAAAAUCCAUUCCGCUCAGUUUAGCACCUCCUUCAUCAUAUAAUGUACUAAGAUUCAAUCAAAAGGAGAGAAAGCCAUUUGAGUCUUGCCCUUACAAAGUAGCUCCUUUUGCAGGCUUUGAAGAGGAUUAGCUUUUAACAGCACCAUAUAAAUAGCAAAGGAAAAUUCCAAAAGUUCCAUUCAAGGUGUUAGAUGCUCCAGCAUUGCAAGAUGAUUUCUAUCUUAAUCUGGUUGACUGGUCUUCAAGUAAUAUUCUGGCUGUAGGUUUAGGAUCAUGUGUUUAUCUAUGGUCUGCUUAGAGCAGUAAGGUCACAAAAUUGUACGAUCUCGGGUAGAAUGACUCAGUAACCAGUGUGCAAUGGUCGAACCGAGGAAAUCUCCUAGCAGUAGGAACGAAUUCAGGGUAACUUUAAGUUUGGGAUACGCAAAAAACAAAACAGAUUAAGACUUUGACUGGCCACGAGGGCAGAAUAGGUACUGUAGCCUGGAACAGCAGAUUUCUGAGUUCAGGGUCGCGAGAUAAAUGCAUCCUUCACAGAGAUUUGAGAACAAAGCAUAACUUCGAAGCAAAACUGCAGGGACACAAAUAGGAAGUUUGCGGAUUAAAAUGGAGCUAUGAUGAAUAAUAAUUAGCUUCAGGAGGAAACGAUAAUAAGCUACUGAUCUGGAGCUUGCACAACAGUACGAGUCCCCAAGCAAAGUUUGCGAAUCAUAUUGCAGCAGUAAAGGCAAUAGCAUGGUCUCCGCAUCAACAUGGACUAUUAGCAAGCGGUGGAGGAACAGCUGAUAGGUGCAUCAGAUUCUGGAACACUCUAACCUUAUCGCCUUUAAGUUCUCUUGAAACUGGAAGUUAGGUGUGUAAUUUGCUAUUCUCUAAAAAUGUUAACGAACUUGUGAGUACUCACGGAUAUUCAUAGAAUCAAAUCAUAGUAUGGAAGUACCCGACUAUGAAGAAGCUAGCGACGUUAACAGGACAUACAUUUAGGGUUCUAUAUCUAUCGUGCAGCCCGGACGGGUAGACUUUAGUAACAGGCGCAGGCGACGAAACCCUAAGGUUUUGGAACGUAUUUCCACCAAAGAAAGAAUCUAAGUCGCCGAUUUCGAGCAUAAUUCCAUCCAGAAUGGAUCUUAGAUGA
This is a messenger RNA of Stylonychia lemnae, 1500 nucleotides long. Lineage: Eukaryota; Ciliophora; Spirotrichea; Sporadotrichida; Oxytrichidae. The record is from the annotation of a GenBank genome assembly.